AUGCCCGGCGGCCCGAGUCCCCGCAGCCCGGCGCGGCUGUUGCGCCCCCUCCUCCUGCUGCUCCGCGCCCUGGCGCUCGGCGCCCCCGGACCCGCACCAGGGCGCCCGAGCGAGGGCCGCGCGGCGCUGGACGUGGUGCACCCGGUGCGCGUGGACGCGCGCGGCUCCUUCCUGUCCUACGAGCUGUGGCCGCGCGCGCUGCGCAAGCGGGACGUGUCCGCGCGCCGCGCCGCGCCCGCCUUCUUCGAGCUGCAGUUCCGCGGGCGCGCGCUGCGCUUCAACCUGAGCGCCAACCCGCACCUGCUGGCGCCCGGCUUCGUGAGCGAGACGCGGCGGCGCGGCGGCCUGGGCCGCGCGCACAUCCGGGCCCGCGCGCCCGCCUGCCACCUGCUCGGCGACGUGCAGGACCCGGAGCUGGAGGGCGGCCUGGCGGCCAUCAGCGCCUGCGACGGCCUGAAAGGCGUGUUCCAGCUCUCCGGCGAGGACUACUUCAUCGAGCCCCUGGACGGCGCCCCGGCCCGGCCCGGCCACGCCCAGCCCCACGUGGUGUACAAGCGGCAAGCCCCGGGGAGGCGGGCAGAGCGGGGCAACUCCAGCGCCCCGGGCACCUGUGGAGUGCAAGCGUCCCCAGAGCUGGAGUCCCGCCGGGAGCACUGGGAGCAGCGGCAGCAGCGGCGGAAGCGGUCGCGGCGUCUGCACCAGCGCUCGGUCAGCAAAGAGAAGUGGGUGGAGACCCUGGUGGUGGCCGAUGCCAAGAUGGUGGAGUUCCACGGGCAGCCACACGUGGAGCUCUACGUGCUGACCAUCAUGAACAUGGUGGCCGGCCUGUUCCACGACCCCAGCAUCGGGAACCCCAUCCACAUCACCGUCGUGCGCCUGGUCCUGCUGGAGGAGGAGGAGGGGGACCUGAAGAUCACGCACCACGCGGGCAACACGCUGCAGAGCUUCUGCAAGUGGCAGAAAAGCAUCAACAUGAAGGGGGACGCCCACCCGCUGCACCACGACACUGCCAUCCUGCUCACCAGGAAGGACCUGUGUGCCACCAUGAACCGGCCCUGCGAGACGCUGGGGCUGUCGCACGUGGCCGGCAUGUGCCAGCCGCACCGCAGCUGCAGCAUCAGCGAGGACACCGGCCUGCCGCUGGCCUUCACCGUGGCCCACGAGCUCGGACACAGUUUUGGCGUUCAGCACGACGGCAGCGGCAAUGACUGUGAGCCUGUUGGGAAACGGCCUUUCAUCAUGUCUCCACAGCUCCUGUACGACGCCGGGCCCCUCACCUGGUCCCACUGCAGCCGCGAGUACAUCACCAGGUUCCUCGACCGCGGGUGGGGCCUGUGCCUGGACGACGCCCCUGCCGAGGAUGUCCUCGACUUCCCCUCUGUGCCUCCUGGCGUCCUCUACGACGUGAGCCACCAGUGCCGGCUGCAGUACGGCCCCUACUCCGCCUUCUGCGACAACAUGGACAACGUGUGCCACACUCUCUGGUGCUCUGUGGGGACCACCUGUCACUCCAAGCUGGACGCAGCCGUGGACGGCACCAAGUGUGGGGAGAGCAAGUGGUGCCUCAGUGGAGAGUGUGUGCCCGUGGGCUUCCGGCCCGUGGACGGGGGCUGGUCCGGCUGGAGCGCCUGGUCCACCUGCUCGCGGAGCUGCGGCGUGGGGGUGCAGAGUGCGGAGCGGCAGUGCACGCAGCCCGCGCCCCGACACAAGGGCAGGUUCUGCGUGGGCCAGCGCAAGCGCGUGCGCCUGUGCCACCCGCAGGCCUGCCCCGCCGGCCAGCCCUCCUUCCGCCAGGUGCAGUGCAGCCGCUUUGACGCCGUGCUCUACAAGGGCCGGCUGCACACCUGGGUGCCCGUGGUCAGCGACGAGAACCCCUGUGAGCUGCACUGCCGGCCCGCCAAGGAGCACUUCGCCGAGAAGCUGCGGGACGCCGUGGUGGACGGCACCCCCUGCUACCAGGGCCGGGCCAGCCGGGACAUCUGCAUCAACGGCAUCUGCAAGAGCGUGGGCUGCGACUUGGAGAUCGACUCGGGCGCUGAGGAGGAUCGCUGUGGUGUGUGCCGGGGUAACGGCUCCACCUGCCACACCGUGAGCGGGACCUUCGAGGAGGCCGAGGGCCUGGGGUACGUGGACGUGGGGCUGAUCCCGGCCGGCGCGAGGGAGAUCCGCAUCGAGGAGGUGGCGGAGGCCGCCAACUUCCUGGCGCUGCGCAGCGAGGACCCGGAGAAGUACUUCCUCAACGGGGGCUGGAUCAUCCAGUGGAGCGGGGACUACGCUGUGGCCGGGGCCACCUUCACCUACGCGCGCACUGGCCACUGGGAGAACCUCACGUCGCCCGGCCCCACCAGCGAGCCCAUCUGGAUCCAGCUGCUGUUCCAGGAGAGCAACCCCGGGGUGCGCUACGAGUACACCAUCCAGAGGGAGGCCCACGGCGGCGGCCAGGCCAGGCCGCCCGAGUUCUCCUGGCACCACGGGCCCUGGACCCCGUGCACAGUCACCUGCGGCACAGGCGUGCAGCGGCAGAGCGUGUACUGCGCGGAGCGGCAGGCGGGGCCCGUGGACGAGGAGCACUGCGACCCCCUGGGCCGGCCCGACGACCGCCAGCGCAGGUGCAGCGAGGAGCCCUGCCCGGCCAGGUGGUGGGCCGGUGAGUGGCAGCCCUGCUCCCGGUCCUGCGGGCCGCAGGGCGUCUCCCGCCGGGCCGUGCUCUGCGUCCGCAGCGUGGGGCUGGACGAGCAGAGCGCCCUGGGCCCGCCCGCCUGCGAGCACCUCCCCCGGCCGCCCGCCGAAGCCCCCUGCAACCGCCAGGUCCCCUGUCCGGCCACCUGGGCCGUGGGGAACUGGUCCCAGUGCUCGGCGACAUGCGGGGCGGGCGCUCAGCACCGCGUUGUACUUUGCACCAAUGACACUGGCCUCCCCUGCGAGGAGGCCCGGCGGCCGGCAAGCGAGGCCCCCUGCGCCCUGCCCGCCUGCCCGCGGCCCCCCAGUGCGCUGGGCCCCGAGGGCUCGGGCAGCGGCUCCUCCAGCCAUGAGCUCUUCAAUGAGGUCGACUUCGUCCCCCGCCACCCAGCCCCGCGCCCUGUGCCCUCCGAGACCCCCGAGCCGGCCGGCCUGGGCAACACCAUCGAGGAGCAGGACCUGGAGCCCGGCCCGCCGGGGCCCGUGUUUGUGGACGACUUCUACUACGACUACAACUUCAUCAACUUCCACGAGGACCUGUCCUACGACCCCUUCGCGGAGCCUGAUCCCGUCCUGGCGGGGACAGGGCCUUGGGCGCCCCCACCCCAGGGCAGCCCCACAGAGCCCGCCACAGAACCCGCCACGGAGCCCCCCACGGAACCUGCCACAGAACCCCCCACAGAACCCGCCACGGAAUCCCCCACAGAACCCCCCAUGGAGCCCCCCACAGAACCUGCCAUGGAGCCCCCCACGGAACCUGCCAUGGAGCCCCCCACGGACACCCCCAUGCUGGCCACGUGGCCCCCCAUGGCUGGGGAGGAAGGAGGGCCUCGAUCUGGGGCCCUGGGCCCUGGGCUCAGCCGGGCUGUCCCAGCCCUGCCCCCACCCUCGGAGCAGACCCCCCGGACCCCCUUGACCAACUUCUUGUCUGAGGAAAAUGUCCCCCCUGUGGGGGCCCCGGGCCCUGGGCCCCCCAGCCUGCCCUGGCCACUGACUCCCGUCCACGGUGUGGCCAUGCCUGCUGCCCCGGGGGGCCCAGACGAGCUCCCGGUGGGGGAGGACGGGACCAAUGAGGUUUCCCAGGACGACAGCAUGGGGCCUGUGGGCCUCGGUGUGUACCCCCCGCCCCUGAGGCUGAGCCCUGCACGGCCCCCUCUGCCCCCUGGGGGCCCCACCCCCUCCUCUCCUGGUGCCGCGGUGCUGGAGCCGUGGACAGAGAGGGGAGACGGGUCCCUGGAGCCGGGGACCCCCCCCACCCCACCCUCGGGCCUGGGCUCGGGGGACCUGCAGACUCUGGCCACACCGGGGCGCUUCCCGUGGACUGGCCCGGGGCCCGUGUCCUGGGCGACUGCCCUGAGCCCAGGACCCUGGGGCCAGCCUGAGUCCCCGGAGGCCACACCGGCCCAGGACAGCCCCACCCACCGCAGCGGAGCCGCCGGGGCCCUGCCCCUCGCCCCCCGCCUGGCCCCGGAGGGGGUCCCCGUGGACCUGCCGGUCGCAGGGAACGCCAGCUGGCAAGUGGGGGCCUGGAGUGAGUGCUCCACCACCUGCGGCCUGGGCGCCGUGUGGAGGCCGGUGCGCUGCAGCUCUGGCCGCGAGGAGGACUGCGCCCCUGCCAGCCGGCCCCAGCCCGCCCGCCGCUGCCACCUGCGGCCCUGCGCGGCCUGGCACGCGGGCAACUGGAGCAAGUGCUCCCGCAGCUGCGGCGGAGGCUCCUCGGUGCGGGAGGUGCAGUGCGUGGACGCCCGCGACCUGCGGCCGCUGCGGCCCUUCCACUGCAGGCCGGGCCCCCCCAAGCCUCCUGGCCAGCGGCCCUGCGGCACCCGGCCCUGCCUCGGCUGGUACACCUCGUCCUGGAGGGAGUGCUCCGAGGCCUGCGGCGGCGGCGAGCAGCAGCGCCUGGUGACCUGCCCAGAGCCGGGGCUGUGCGUGGAGGCGCUGAGGCCCCACAGCACGCGGCCCUGCAACACCCAGCCCUGCACCCAGUGGGUGGUGGGGCCCUGGGGCCAGUGCUCAGCACCCUGUGGCGGUGGCGUGGAGCGGCGCCUGGUCAAGUGUGUCAACACCCAGACGGGGCUGCCCGAGGAGGACGGCGGCCAGUGUGGCCACGAGGCGUGGCCCGAGAGCUCCCGGCCCUGCGGCUCCGAGGACUGUGAGCCGGCCGAGCCCCCACGCUGUGAGCACGACCACCUGUCCUUCCGCUUCUGCGAGACACUGCGCCUGUUGGGCCGCUGCCAGCUGCCCACCGUCCGCGCCCAGUGCUGCCGCUCCUGCCCCCCGCCCAGCCACGGCGCCCCCUCCCGCGGCCACCAGCGAGAGGCCCGGCGCUGACCGGGCCCGGCCCAUGCCGGGUGCAGACCGUCCGACC
Messenger RNA from Microcebus murinus (gray mouse lemur), 5047 nucleotides. The record is from RefSeq and is a predicted model, not a curated record. NCBI's taxonomy places the organism in Eukaryota, Metazoa, Chordata, Mammalia, Primates, Cheirogaleidae.